Messenger RNA from Asparagus officinalis (garden asparagus), 2038 nucleotides. RefSeq names its product UDP-glycosyltransferase 88B1-like. Gene Ontology annotation, molecular function: UDP-glycosyltransferase activity. The record is from RefSeq and is a predicted model, not a curated record. Lineage: Eukaryota; Viridiplantae; Streptophyta; Magnoliopsida; Asparagales; Asparagaceae.
CAAGGACGCCGCACCUGGGGCUUGAGUUCGAGUCCGAGCCUGAGUUCCCUCUGUUCCGUCUCUUUACUGUGUGUUCCUCUGUUCUCUCUUAUCGUCUUGAUUUAAGUUAAAAUUAUCUUCUUUAAAAAUGUGUGGAUUGGAUAGCGGUCAAGCGCGUGGUUCUUUUUUUAUUUAUUUUUCUGGGCAACCAGCUACAGUCGACACGUGAGUCCAGCCCGUGUCUUGGCUCGAGUAGGAGUUGGCGUGAUAUACUAUUAAUUAAGAUUAGAUUUGAUUGAUUUAUCUUAAUAGAGAAAUUAUUCCGUCGGGUCAAAAUAUAAACCGAACAUUCGGUGAUGGCCGAGGAAAAACGGAGAGAACGGGCAGUGCCGUAUCAGUCUCAAUUGCUGUAACUUUUUCCUGAUGCAACUUUUUCCAUUAGUUGGACUGAUAGUCAAAAGUUGUGGACGAUGAUGGUAGCCGGUAGCGUCACUGAACAUGUCACAUUUUCAUUUUAUUUAUUUAUUUAUUUACGGAAACUGGACAUGAUUGUGCCCAAUUUGAUCUCUAAACACUCCAUCCCCAUUUCUUGCUAAUCAAGAAUCGUCGCCUAUAAAUGCCCCGUAAAACUUCACUCACGGCUCCAACAAUCCAACCUCACAUAUUCAACAAAUACGAUAUGUCGGAGUCCAAGGAAACCGUAGUCCUCUUCCCCUACUCCUCCGGCAUGGGCCACCUAAUCCCGAUCCUCGAGCUCGCCAAGCUCUUCGUCGCGGACCAUUUCUCCGUCGCGGUCGCCCUCGUCGACUCUCCAUUCUCUCCCCCCGUCAACUCGUCCUUCGUCACCGCAUUCUCAUCGACCCACCCUUCAAUCUCCUUCCACUUCCUCCCCGAACUCUCUAUCCCCGCUGCCGAGUUCUCCCCUUAUCGCCCCCUCGCCAACCUCCAGCUCGUCCGGCGAUCAAACCCUCUCCUGUCGUCCUUCCUGGUCUCUCUCGAUAAAAGCUCGCCGGUCCGUGCUCUGGUUUUCGACAUGUUCUGCACGUCCGCGCUCGACGUGGCGAGGCAGCUGGACAUCCCGUUCGUGUUCUUUCCCAGCAGCGCGUCGGCCCUGUCACACUCGUGCCAUCCGAUCAUGCAGUCUGAUGCGCCCGUCAACUUCAAGGAUCUCGGCGAUGCCUCCGGUGAAGUUCCCGGCUGCCCGCCGAUGCCCCCGAUCCCGGCUUCGCACGUGCCGGUGCACUUUCAGGACCCGGAGAGUGAGAUUGGCAAGGCGCGUGCGUAUGACAUGGAGCGGAUCCCGAGAGCUGACGGGGUUCUGGUUAACACGUUUGAAUCUCUCGAGGAAGGAGCGGUUAAGGCUUUGAAGGAGGAGGUUAGCUGUCCAAUGCCGCCGGUUCACUGUAUCGGACCGUUGAUCGGUGGAGGCGAGGGGGAGGGUCACGCGUGUCUCACGUGCCGAAGGGGAUCGUGGUGUUCUUGGUUUCGGGAGCAUGGCAGCUUCUCCGCGGAGCAGGUUAAGGAGAUUGCCGUGGGUUGGAGAGUAGCGGGCGGGUUCCUGUGGGUGCUUCGGGACCCAACAGGACCCGACCCGGAUUUUGGCCGAACUGCUGCCGACAGGGAUUUUUGGAGCGGACUCGCGGAUAGAGGAAUGGUGUUGGGUCGCCCGCAGGCGGCGGUGCUGAAGCACCUGUCGGUGGGCGGGUUUGUGAGCCACUGCGGGUGGAACUCGACGCUGGAGGCGAUAUGCAACGGUGUGGCGAUGAUCGCGUGGCCGUUGUAUGCGGAGCAGAGGAUGAACAUGGCGUUCUUGGUGGAGGGGGCGAAGAUAGCGGUGGAGAUGAAGGGGUUUGAUAAAGAGAUUGUGAAGGCGGAGGAGGUGGAGGCGAAAGUGAGGUGGAUGAUGGAGUCCGAGGGAGGGAGGGAGAUGAGGGGGAGAGCGGUCCAAUUUGACCAGUUGUAUGUGUUUGUUUUGCUGCAACUCACAGUUGCAGUUGCAACCACAGUUGCAACAUAUGACUUACGUAAAAAAUGGCCGCAAGUCAUAGUUGCAACUUAG